GGAAGGAUACUUGUCUUUAUAGUUGAAGAAGGGAGAUUGCAGCUUAUCACAGAGAAGGAAACCAAGGGAGCUGUUUAUUCUCUCAAUGCCUUCAAUGGAAAACUUCUUGCUGCUAUUAAUCAAAAAAUUCAGUUGUACAAGUGGAUGCUGCGGGAUGAUGGCACUCGCGAGCUGCAGUCUGAAUGUGGACAUCACGGUCACAUACUAGCUCUCUACGUACAGACCCGUGGAGACUUCAUCGUCGUUGGUGACCUCAUGAAAUCAAUCUCUUUAUUAAUUUACAAGCACGAGGAAGGUGCAAUCGAGGAAAGAGCUCGUGAUUAUAAUGCAAACUGGAUGUCGGCAGUUGAGAUACUCGAUGAUGAUAUCUACCUUGGUGCUGAUAAUUGCUUCAACCUAUUCACAGUAAAGAAGAACAAUGAAGGUGCGACGGAUGAAGAAAGGGCUCGUAUGGAGGUGGUAGGCGAGUAUCACAUUGGGGAAUUUGUGAACCGAUUCCGCCAUGGGUCGCUUGUAAUGAGGCUGCCUGAUUCAGAGAUUGGUCAGAUACAGACUGUCAUAUUUGGCACAGUGAGUGGGAUGAUAGGAGUGCUAGCUUCUCUGCCUCAAGAACAGUAUGCGUUUCUAGAGAAACUGCAGACGAGUCUGAGGAAAGUGAUAAAAGGAGUUGGUGGUCUAAGCCACGAGCAGUGGAGAUCAUUCAACAACGAGAAAAGAACAGCGGAAGCGAAGAGUUACUUGGAUGGAGAUCUCAUUGAAUCCUUCUUGGAUCUGAGCAGGGGUAAGAUGGAGGAGGUCUCUAAAGGUAUGGAUGUUCAAGUGGAAGAGUUGUGCAAGAGAGUUGAGGAACUCACUAGGCUUCACUGAGCAAACCCCAUAUCUUUCUCCCUCCCUUUCUCUCUUCGGUUUAUUUUCUCGACAAUCUCGAGUGGUUUCAUUUUUGUUUUGGUGCUUCAAACGAUGAUUAAACAUAAAUUGCUUUUUUUUUUUGCGUUUUUGAUAAAAAGAAUUGUAUAAUCAUUGCAGUGUUGUGGAUUAUUAUUAUCAUAUUAAUAAGAGUUCCAUUGUGUUGGAAAUU
Molecule: messenger RNA, 1078 nt
Organism: Camelina sativa (false flax)
Lineage: Eukaryota; Viridiplantae; Streptophyta; Magnoliopsida; Brassicales; Brassicaceae
Source: RefSeq, a predicted model, not a curated record